CAAAAGACGAGGAUAAGACGAGACACGGCAGGAGUCCUGUUAACGUAAAACCCAAUCAAGACAAAGAUGGUGUGGACACAGAGGGUUCUUCCUUUACUUUGGAUCCUUAUUGAAGGUUCUGCUGGUAAACACUGGGCAGCCUGGAUGCCACAGUCAAUGUCGGCCUUUACAGAGUCCUGUGUGGCCAUCCCAUGUAGGUUUGACUUCCCUGACGAAAUUCUGCCAUCAGCCGUCCAUGGCAUCUGGUACUUCAACAGCCCAUAUCCUAAAAACUUCCCUCCUGUGGUGUUAAAAUCAAAGACAAACACUGCUCAUGAGAUCUAUAUGGGUCGGACCAAGAUGUUGGGAGACCUGAAGGAGAAGAACUGCUCCAUACAGAUAGAUCGACUCAGCUCUGAAGUUCAAGGAAAAUAUUACUUUAGGACGGACCUUGGGGGAUACAACCAGUACACAUUCUCAGAACACGCCAACCUGCAUAUAAUAGAUGAGCCCUACGUCCUUUCUCCAAACAUGAUUGUGUCCGGUUCAGAGACAGAGUUAACUUGUUUAGUUCCUGAUAACUGCCCAGAUAUGAAGCCCAGUGUAACCUGGAUUGAGAUUGAAGGGUUGGAGCACCAUUCUGCAUACGCCAGGCUGGAGGAAAGUGACGGCUCUUGGACACAUAUAUCGACUCUCAAAUUUCUUCCUUCUUAUAAAAACAACGGGCAGAGGCUGGGCUGCAAAGUCAACUACCUAGAGACAGAGCUGGAAUAUAAAGGCUAUGUGACAAUGGAUGUGAAAUAUGCUCCACGAAUUAUAGACAUCAACUCAUCCGCGGAGAUCACAGAGGGAACACAGGUAGCGUUUGUGUGUGUUGUUGAUAGUAAUCCGGUGUCACGCAUCAUGUGGCUGAAAGAAGACAUACUUUUAAAGGAAGACUAUUCUCAGAAUCUGACAUUGGAGCUGGAGUAUGUGACAUUUAAUCAUGAUGGGAUUUACAUCUGCGUUGCUGAGAACGAGCAUGGCAGGUCUAAUAAAUCCAUGGGGCUCGCCGUGAUGUACGCUCCGUGGAAACCGUCAGUCAAUGCUUCCAUUAUCGCAAUUGAGGGUGAAUCUGUCACCAUUAUGUGCAACACACAGGGAAACCCUGACCCUACAAUCUCAAUCAUAAAGGACAAACAGGUCCUGAACUCAGUGAUAUUUGAGAAUGAACUUGUCCUGGAGAUCCCCUCUGUUACCCACGAACACGAUGGCGAAUAUUGGUGCACAGCCGAAAAUCCAUAUGGACAGAGUAACAGCUCAUUUAACCUCACAGUCGUUUUCUCGCCAUUAUUUUUGCCGGAAUCUAAGUGCACAGUGAGUAAGGACACGAUUCAGUGUAUGUGCACGGUAAAAUCCAAUCCAGACCCAGUGAUUGUGUUUGAAAUCCCAGAAAGGAACCUGAGCCGUAGUGAGCUGGAUCUGGAGUUUGUUCACUCUCAGAGAAACGGCUAUAUGGUGAGCAGCAUCCUGACUCUGCAGAAAGACACAGGAAUACCACAAGUGGUCCUGUGUACCGCAAGCAACCUGUAUGGACGCAAAGCACAGGAGCUGCUUUUCCAAGAUUCCAGCAAACUGGUUUGGGCCAAGAUCGGACCUGUCGGGGCUGUUGUUGUUUUUGUUAUUCUUGUUGCAGUUGGUGGCUACAUGAUUAAAACCAGAGAGAAAAAGAAUCUUACAGAGAGUUCCAGUUUUAUACAAACAGAAACAUCAACCUCCCACAAUGGACAAGGCAACAAAAAGAAUCUGGGGAAAGUAGAGAACCAGUUUCUCAGCAUUUCAGAACGAAUCCUACUUAGGAGACACCAACCUUCAUCUGUGGACAGUGACUAUGCAAACAUUGACUUUACAAAGAAGAAUGUAAAAGAUAGCUACACCUCCACCGAAGAACUUACUGAAUAUGCCGAAAUCCGGGUCAAAUGACGGGCCCUUAUCUAACAGCACAAAUGUCUCUGUUACCCACCUUUUGGCAACACCACAACAUAGAUGGCAGGGUUAGGCUAAAUCAAGUUAUCUGAUUCUCCCAGCUGUUAGAAUGACCUAGAGGCACUGUAACAUUUUGCAAAGAAAGCACAUAACAGAAAUUAUGUCUCCAACUUGAUAAACUCCAUUAACCACCUGUAACAAUGUUACCACCUUGGGUCCAUGAACAUUCCAUGCCAGUCUCAUCCAAUGUAAUUGCACAAAAUCCAUAUAUAACUAAAAAUGAUGAAGGAAAACUGGAUAUUAAGAACAAAUAAGAGCAUGGAGCCAAGGUGGAAGCAAUGUGUUACAGAGCUAAAUUUGAAACGUAAUGUAUUGCAUUGUUUAUCUCUGUUGGGUGACAGAUGUGGUCUUAUGGUCAUAACAACCAUCAGUUGCUUAAGGUGUGAGAUUUAACACUUUCUGAGGCACUUGCUAUGAAUUAUUGAUUCAUUUCAAGAUGGUAAAUAAUUGUGCUGUUAGUCAAUGAACCUCAAUCCUGAUAUGUUCCACUGUAGCCAAGACAGUCAAUUUAUGCUUCUCCCCUGCAAUGGAAGAUCAUUUUAAAUGAUGUCUGAGCUACGAUGUGUCUGCUCUCAUACUUCAGUUGCUGGAAAUUAAUGAUGGGGACUGGAGAUAUAUUUGGUCCUACAUGCUGGGAAUUGUAGCUCAUUCUUUAAAAUAUAUUUAUUUUCAUUUUCCAGGUUACUCUUUAGUCUGCAAAGAGAGGUAAAGUCUUAAAGUGGUGGAUCUUAAUCCAGUUCUGUAAAAAAAAAUAAAGAAACCUCUCUGGGUCAGUGUUAUAUAAUAUUCCGAAUAUAACUUAUGUUGGAAUUCACUAAAUUUUUAGACUGCUGGAUCUGAGUUGAGAACCACUUCCUUAAAGGGAAAUAGUUUAAGUAUGGAGUUAUCAGUGUGAUGCUUGACUUCUGCUCUGCCUGAAAGUGAAUUGCAUGCACUUACAUGUACGCAGAAAGAAUUCUAGAAGGCCUAACAAGAUGUCUGACAAUUAACAUAUAUUCAGGGUGCUCCAAUCACAAGAAAAUGACUUUCUAACAGAUGUUACUUUAUAGCAAAUGUUCUAAAUUAUUGUCUCUUAAACUAACGGCCUAGGAUCAGGUCCCAUCUAUAUCAGUAACUUUAUGAGAACAGGAUUCGGUAAUCCCUAAUUCCUGGAACGUUGCUGGACCUUAAAGACUCUUUAGAGGACUCUGGCACUAAAUCAAAGUUUAGAAAUUUGUAACUAACUCUACGGUCUUUAGUUCCAGCAUUGGCCACCACCUGUUUGAUAAAUUUGAUACAUUUGGUCAAGCUAACAAAAUGAGUAAAUUUGGAAUUAAAAUGUAAUUAUAGGAUAUUGAAUAUGACAGCAGUAGUUAAAGUAAAUUAAUGAUGUGAUGAAAUAUUGCUAUGCUGCUUAUUGGUACCUGUGUGAAGGUCCUGGAUCUCCUCUUUAAGAUGGCAAAUAUUCAUAGCCACGCCUCCAACUAUCCUGGUUUGACCUGGUAUUCUGAGAUUCCCAUCUUAAUGUUUGGUCUGCAGGGUUGUUUUCAUUAAACUGGACUUGUGGAUAUUAUGGGACACAAUCUGACUUGAAGAAUUUUUAAAAUUCAGGGGUUUUAACCUAAAAUGUCAAUGCUCUCGCAAAUCUCCAAAAAUAUCUUGACAUGAAAUAAAACCAUACGAUUGUCAGACUUCUAGUAAAAAAAAGUCUAUGUCACACUUACAGUGGGUAGAUUAUGAAUGUCUGUGCACAUUUAAAAGCAAUGCCUUGACCUAUGUCUCCAGGAGAUAUAGUCAUAUCUCACAUCAUAGAGUUCAGGCAAGUCUCCACCAUCCAAGACCAGUUCCACCAACAACUAGGGACACUGACCUCUGCACACUCCCACACUAGGUGUCAGUUCUGGCAUCACAUGACAAUUUAU
Messenger RNA from Pelobates fuscus (common spadefoot toad), 3905 nucleotides. RefSeq names its product myelin associated glycoprotein (gene MAG). The transcript is spliced from 10 exons. The coding region runs from base 67 to 1941 and encodes 624 amino acids. The record is from RefSeq and is a predicted model, not a curated record. NCBI's taxonomy places the organism in Eukaryota, Metazoa, Chordata, Amphibia, Anura, Pelobatidae.